Messenger RNA from Ostertagia ostertagi, 180 nucleotides. NCBI's taxonomy places the organism in Eukaryota, Metazoa, Nematoda, Chromadorea, Rhabditida, Trichostrongylidae. The record is from the annotation of a GenBank genome assembly.
GAAUGAGUUGGGUUGGGCCGACCAGCUACUUCUUUGGCCUUGUUACAAGUUCGAUAGGAAUUGCUGGAAAUUCUCUUCUGAUAUAUCUGGUACUAAAGAAGACUCCAAAGCAUUUGAGCACUUAUUCCGUGCUCAUUUUCAACAAUGCCAUCUGCGAUCUUGCCGCUUCCAUGGCUUCGA